Messenger RNA from Aethina tumida (small hive beetle), 4546 nucleotides. It is a transcript of the gene Sarm, whose product is annotated as NAD(+) hydrolase sarm1. Gene Ontology annotation, biological process: response to axon injury; negative regulation of MyD88-independent toll-like receptor signaling pathway; signal transduction. The record is from RefSeq and is a predicted model, not a curated record. Bases 257 to 3385 code for a protein of 1042 amino acids. NCBI's taxonomy places the organism in Eukaryota, Metazoa, Arthropoda, Insecta, Coleoptera, Nitidulidae. Gene Ontology annotation, cellular component: dendrite. Gene Ontology annotation, molecular function: signaling adaptor activity; protein binding; NAD+ nucleosidase activity. The transcript is spliced from 10 exons.
CCCGAUCCCGAAAAGUUUGUAAAUAAAACGACCUCAACAGGACGAGGCGCAAAAGUGACCCGUAAUGUGACCGUUACGGAAGAACGUCCCAAAAUAAAAAAAAUAAAAUAAAAUAUAUUCGAAACGAACGAAAUAUCGGCAAGCGUCUGCAACACUGCCUCGAAUUAAAAAUAGAUGGUAUAUGUAAUUAGUGCGAUGUUUUAAUUAUGAGAACCGGAUAAAAAAUUCGUAAUUCGAGGCGGAACGGGAGAACGCGAUGGAGGAGUUGGCGGUGCCGGAAAGGCAAAAGAGGAGAAACCGAAAUCCCGACUUGAAAUUGAAGAUGGCGACAGACUUCCCGACGGACAAUAAUGCAAACGGCAACGAACUUCCUCCCAUGAUGCUGUCGAAAGUCAGUCCGCGAUCCAUCGUCACCACCACUUCACAGUUGCAGACCAAUUCACAGACCAGUACGACAACGACACGCGUCAAUCGAACCUCGACGUCGACGUCGACGAGCACCCAACGACUCAUUACAUCCGACGAAAAAGCAUCGACAAUGAAAACCGACCUGGUCGAAUUCAAGAACAACAUUAACGACAUGAAGAGCAGCCUGUCUUCGAACCACGCUUUCCAAACGAUGAGGAAGAGCCUGGAGAAUCUGGCCGACGAGCCGCUGGUCACCUUUCCCGAUGACACGCCGACCCCCAGCGAGAUCUCGUCGCCCACCACCACGAUCGACACACUCAAGUUCGAGCAGAAGUCCAUGAAUAAUUUCAAGAAAACUAAGGUGGUGAAAGAUGGUUUGUGCGCGGAGAAAGAGAGCUCGAAGUGCGCGGAAAUGAAGAAGAUCCAAGCCGGGGAUGUGUCGUACGAGGAGAACAGUGCAGCUGCAGCUUCGAGGGCGCGAUUGGAGGUCGGCGGCGUGUCCGCCGAGAAGAACCAGAUCACGGCCACGGAGCAAAAACUACUAAAGGCAGGCGAUCUAAGCCAAGCUGAGUCUAAAAAUAUGGCUCAUACCAACAUGAAAGUAACAACUGAUAACUUCAGUACAGAAAAAAGGGCUACUGAGUCACAACAACAAAUGCAGACAGUAACUAACAACGGCAUCUUCAAUCACGAACAAGUGACAUCUACCAGCUCGCACUACACCAUGAAGAAAGACUACACCAAGAUUUCAUCUUCCUCGUCCACCCUCCAGCAAAAAGCUCAAUUCCACCUACUCAACAAUAGCAGCGUAUCCGAAGACGAGAUUUUGAACCAAAACUUCCAAGACUUGGAGUGCCUUUCAGCAACGUCGAAGAAAUCCGAUAUCAAAAGUGCAAUAGAAAAAUACUCAGAUUACCUGGACAAUUCGGUGAAGUACCUUAAAAACCAGGAUCCACAAUGCGCCCCACAAAUCUUAGACAAAAUGAACGAAGUAAUGAGCAAAGCCUGGGCGGUACCGACCUACGGUCACGAACUAGGAUCGUCACUUUGUAAGACGCUACGAGAUUGUGGCGGAUUGAAUCUGAUCAUGGCGAAUUGCACGAAACAAGACAAAGAUUUGCAGUUCUCCAGCGCCCAAUUGCUGGAGCAAUGUUUGACCGGCGAUAACAGGCUGCACGUCGUCGAACACGGACUGGACAAAGUCGUGAACGUGGCCUGCGUUUGCACGAAAAACAACACGGUAGACCAUUCCCGAGUUGGCACCGGGAUUUUGGAACACCUAUUUAAGCACAGCGAAGAGACCUGCAGCGACGUAAUCCGUCUCGGUGGGCUGGACGCGUUGCUAUUCGAAUGCAGAAAGAGCGACGUCCCAACACUGAGGCACUGUGCCGGAGCUUUGGCCAACCUGAGCUUGUACGGUGGUGCGGAGAACCAGGAGGCGAUGAUCAAGCGUAAGGUUCCAAUGUGGCUCUUCCCACUAGCCUUCCACACCGACGACAACAUCAAAUAUUACGCUUGCCUGGCAAUAACCGUGCUGGUGGCGAACGCGGAGAUUGAAGCCGACGUCAUACAGUCCGGCACUCUUGGUCUUGUCGAGCCUUUCGUCACCACUCACAAUCCUUCCGAAUUCGCCAAAUCAAAUCUGGCACACGCCCACGGACAAAGCAAGACGUGGCUUAAACAGUUGGUACCCGUUUUGAAUUCGAAACGCGAGGAGGCCAGGAAUUUGGCCGCCUUCCACUUCUGCAUGGAGGCCGGUAUCAAGAAACAGCAAGGGAAAACGGACAUCUUCGCUGAGAUUGGUGCGGUGGAGCAGCUAAAGAAGGUCGCCAGUUGUCCGAAUGCAGUUGCGUCCAAAUACGCGGCACAGGCGCUCAGACUGAUCGGCGAAGUGGUACCGCACAAGCUCAGCCAGCAGGUCCCACUGUGGUCCUGCGAGGACGUUGAGGAGUGGGUGAAGCAGAUCGGCUUCAUGAAAUACUCGCGCAGUUUUACAGAGAGCAGAGUCGACGGCGACCUGUUGUUGCAGCUAAACGAAGACAACUUGAAAAACGACAUAGGACUGACGAAUGGAAUUGAAAUUAAAAGAUUCACUCGAGAAUUACAAAAGUUGAAGAAAAUGGCAGACUACUCCUCCAGAGAUUCGGCAAACAUCAAUAACUUCCUGCAACAGCUUGGACCUGAGUUCAGCAUUUACACCUACAGUCUCCUGAACGCAGGCGUGGAAACUAAAGAUUCCCUGAAAAACAUCUCGGAGGAUCAACUUAAGGACGAAUGCUUCAUACAUAACUCCAUACACCGCUUCCGAAUCAUGGAGGGAAUCAGGCAGUUAGAAAGUGGAAUGGACAGUACAAAUGAUCCCGGAAUGGACAAGCCUCUGGACGUGUUCGUCAGCUACAGAAGAUCCAACGGAUCACAGCUGGCGAGUUUGUUGAAAGUCCACUUGCAGCUCAGAGGUUUCAGCGUUUUCAUCGACGUAGAGCGAUUGGAGGCUGGCAAGUUCGACAACAAUCUUCUGCAGAGCAUCCAAAAGGCUAAACACUUCCUCCUGGUGCUCACCCCCGAUGCGUUACAGAGAUGCGUAGGCGACUUCGAGAAGAAAGACUGGGUGCACAGAGAGAUUGUGGCUGCUUUGCAAGCGAACUGCAACAUCAUCCCUAUCAUCGAUAAUUUCCAAUUCCCUGAAGCGGACGAGCUGCCGGAAGAUAUGCGACAAGUCUGUCAUUUUAACGCAGUGCGGUGGAUUCACGAUUAUCAAGAUGCAUGUGUGGACAAACUUGAAAGGUUCAUGCGUGGUGAAAUGAACUACCGCAGCGAUUGCCAGCCAAACAGAGUGGGUUUGAAAGGAGACAUCACCCCUGGCACACCAUCCAACCCGAAUUUGGUCAGACAACCCCCGAACUACCAGAGAAUGCACAGCAACGACUCUGGCAGCGGCAAAAGUUCGGAUAAGGACGUGAACGGGCUCAGGGAUUGACUAGAUGGUCCCAACGCCUCGGGAACUCCGACGCCGCUACCCAGAUUCUACAAGGCGUCACAACCUAGACCGUGGAUAAUGAAUUCAACUCGAUACAAUCAAAGAGGUUUACCACCUCAGUACCCGAGACGGAGUUCGAACACUCCGAUUUCGUCGCUGGCUUUGAACAGCGUGUCGGCAACUCCCAACCGUUCCAGAAGCUUAGACGGCUUACUGGACACCGAACCAAAGUUGGCAGCUCAAUGUGUGACCGAUGACGCAAUCGAUCCGUCCGAGACAACCAAAAGUUGCGACGAAUUUGAAAAGAAUUUUGAAGAAGAUGAUAACGCGAACCUGAGUAAAAAGGCUCAAAGUCUUGACAACAAUUUGGACUGUUCGUUGGAUAGCAGUGAUAUGGACAAGUCGUCGCUGUACAGUAAUUCGAGUGACUCUAAGAGGAAGCGGAACUUCAUGGACAGAUGUGUAAAUAAAGUGAGAUCUCUUAUAAAGAAGUAAUUCACGCUAAACUUUGAUAUUAGAUUUAUAUGACUGCAUCUAAUCAAUCAUCACUAAUUUUUGGAGAAUUUUUUAUGUAUUAGUGUCAACUAAAAGCUGCUUUUAAAAUUAGUCGUGAAUGAUAUGGUGAAACUAGACGUGAUAUUUUAUUUAUUUUAGUGUCUUUGAGGCAGCUUUAGAGUGUUAUCAUUCUAAACUUGUCCAGCAACUAAAUUCUAUGUACAAAAAUGUGCUUUUAUACAAAAUUUGUAUAUUUGGUAAAUGUGUGAUCAUUCAAUGCCUUCGUGGGUGCAUAUUUUAGUAUUUAUACUUUUAGUAUGUAUAUAAGUGUUGUCAAAUUUGAGAUUUUAUUAUUUGAAUUUGAAUAAUAAUUCACAGUGCUUAUGUUAUGUAAUGUAUGUGUUUUAACAUGUAUAACAUAUAUUUCAAAUAUUUAUAACUGUAACACCUAGACUUGCUUAAAUAAUUUAAGCACAGUUUAUGGGAAACUGUAAAUUAUAUUUUAUCAGUAUAUUUUAUUUAUAGCAAUUAUUGCAUCUGCCUUUUUUACCUUUUUAAUACUCAAAAGGUGAAAAAAUUAUUGUUCUAACAGUUAUAGUUUUGUAUUAUAUAGCAACUAUUUGUUUUUUAUCUAUGUUAUAUUUCUAAAUAUAUUUUAUUAAGUGA